Molecule: messenger RNA, 3102 nt
Organism: Owenia fusiformis
Lineage: Eukaryota; Metazoa; Annelida; Polychaeta; Sabellida; Oweniidae
Source: the annotation of a GenBank genome assembly
AUAUAAUAUCUGAUAGAACCAGUGUCAAUUAGUCGCUAGAGUAGGUUGCGGUGGUCUCAGAAAUUUUAUAUUUACUAAAUGCAGAUUUGAAAAGAGUGAUUCCUGCCGCAACAAACAAGACAAAUCAGCACAUAAACUGAAUAGAACACAAACAUAGCCUAAAAUACGCCGCAGCUCAUCUCUGCGUCUGGUGCACAAGAAAUAGCAUCAAAAAUUCCAUUUCUCAAAGUUAUGACUUAAUGGAGCAGAUAGUGAUAUAGGAGUACCCAGUGAGAAAUAAAUGUCUUUAAUGUGCUAUAGUGAUACUGAAAGGAUGUAAUUACAAAUGACAUGUUGGAGAGAAAAUCCGGAAUUUAUUACUCCAUUGAAAAAUAAAGAUUACACUCAGCUGUAAAGUACGUUAAGCGCUACUUUGAGGAUAGCCAAAGCAUACAGGGAUGUGAUAAAAAAUUUGCAGCCAAGCCGAUAGUGAAAGUUCUGAAGAUUUGAAAGAUCCAGUGUGAAAUAACUAGUGGAGUCACAUUGAACUGCAAACUUCAUUUCAUAUAAGACUAGCUGAAGAAGGCUUGUAAUACUGAAUGUUGCCACCAGUGAAGGUUGAUCAGCAAUACACAUUAAAGAGUAGAAGGAGGGAAAGUGGAGAGCUGAUUUGCAGAGUGCAGAACACCUGAGAGUAAGGAUGAAGAUAACUCCAGUUCCUUUACUGCUGUGUUUCUCUUCCUACUUCACCAUCACAUAUCAAGUCGAUCCAAAACACAGCACAGAUAAUUGUAUUGCUUUCGAAAGCACAUAUCAUUUAAGUGGAGCAUGUGAGUGCGUAGUGUACCAGAGCUAUGGCAAAACAACGGGGACAUUUACGUCACCGAACAAUCCCCAGGCAUACCCUCCAGAGCUCAACUGUAUUCUCUACACAUUUAUCGGGGACAUAAAUGAAAUAGUUGAACUCACAUUCUAUGAAUUUGACCUGCAAAUGCCUGAUUCAAAACAGAGAUGUCAGGAUCACAUUAAGUUUUUCCUUGACCUUGAAAGGCCUGAGGUUAGUGAGAAGACCACCUGGAAUGAACAGGUGUGUGGGAACAUCUCUAUGAUACAGAGAAAGUAUUACUCCUCCGCCCGAAGUAUGGUCUUUGAGUUCCAUACAGACAACAUAAUCACUAAUAAUACAGGCUUCAGGGGAAAAUUCAAAUUUAUAGAUCAAAAACAAUUUAGAAGUGACUGUACAAAACAACACGACUCAUGUAAUUAUAUAUGCACCAGUGAAAAAAAUAAAAAAACAGGGAAAUUUUUCUCGCCACGAUAUCCACAAAAUUACCCAGAAGGCUCAGAGUGUCACUAUCAAUUUCAAGCAGGAGUCGGGGAGCGGGUGCUUCUAACAUUUCACAAUAUUCAACUUGAGGAUAUCCAUGGAAGCUGUUCCCAUAGCCCUGAUAAGGUAACAGUAAUAGAUGGAAUUACUGACAAUGACCCUGUUGUGGCUGAGUUCUGCAGGACACAUAACCAAGAAGAGAUCAGCUCCACAGGUCAAGAGAUGUAUGUAAAGUUUAGUGUAGAUGGGAAGAGGCAGAUGCAGGGUUUCUCAGCAACAUAUACAUUCAUACAAGAAGAUGAUAAACUUCCAACAACUGUCUCUCAUCCAACAAAAAUUCCAGUUGGAGGCCAUGGUAAAGCAAGCACAGAGAGUAAGGGCAUAAGCUACAACCCAGACAAACCACCAACUUUUAACCCCAACUGUCAUAUGCAGUUUUCUAGCAGUACAAGGAAGAAUGGCACAUUCGCAAGUCCCAAUUUCCCCCAGGCAUACCCAGCUGACAUCCAGUGUAGGUAUACCUUCCAGGGCAGUGGCAAGGAGAGGGUGCAGAUAUUCUUCACUGAUCUGGAUCUAUACUAUCCUCAUGGGGAUCCUAAAACUGCAAAAGAAUGUGAGGGUGUAGACUCUGUAACUGCUACUGUGUUUAUAGAUGGGGGAAAUCAAGAUAUCGGCACAUUCUGCGGGGCAAACAUGCCACCUAUGCUUAUGUCAAAUGAUGCGAGAAUGACUGUAAUUUUCAAGAGUAUGUCAACCUCAAACCCAACUAAAGGCUUUAAAGCAGUUUAUAGCUUUGUGACUAACUUUGGUAUACAGACAGGUGAACAAGACCAGCAUAUGGUGUGUGGGUUUAUAUACAAAAGUCAAAAAUCAAGAAAUGGUACUUUUACCUCUCCGAACUAUCCGGGUUUUUAUCCCCGGAACACAGAAUGUCAUUAUUAUUUCUAUGCUGGGAAGGGUGAAAAGGUCCACAUUUCGUUCCUAGUUUUCGAUGUAGAGGGUAUACCCCCAAAGUGCUCAGAGGAAUCCUUAAGUGAUUACGUUGAGUUCAGUAACUUCAACCAUAUAGUCGACAGAAAAAUGUCAAGAUAUUGUGGUAAUAGAGCGAGACCACCAAAGUUUAUAGACUCUGACGCAGAAUUUUUCAGAGUAACUUUUAAAUCUAAUCAUAUCUAUGACGGACAUGGCUUUGAGGCUUUCUACCAGUUUAGAGAAGUGCACGAUCCACUCUCCACCAGGCAGCAGAGGGGAGUAGGAUCAGGAAGCCACCAUGCUAAAGUAACCAAGUUUAUGCUCUGUUUUAUGGUCUUAUAUUAUGUGAGUCCACUCGGAUCAUUAUAAUAUAUGCAGUCACCCAUUGGGGGCAAUUGGGAUGAAAGAACUUAAUGAGACAAAAGUGAUCAAAGUGAUCGACAAGUGAUCUAUGUGACAGAAAUGGAGAAAGUGUUCAUGAACUAAUCUGUGCGAUAGAAUGGAACAAAUGUUCAAAAACUAGGAUGUUACAGAAAUGAACAAGAUGUUCGUAAACUUAUGUGUGACAGUAAUGAACAAAAUGACGCGCUCCAUUGUAACAGUUGUCCUUGUUGUGAGCCAAUGGUCAGGUACAAUGCACUGAAGAAACUUCUCUCAGAGAUUAGCACACAUAAAGGAGAAGAAAGAACUGCAAGACAUGUAGAUGUAUGCAACCAAGUUAUAUAGCAGACAGGGUGUGGCAAUUUUUAUGAUGCUGUGCAUAUCAACAUAAAAAUACUGAGAAAUUGGGGCUAAAAGGAAAUUCAUCUGGUCUUUGUGGUGUA